Messenger RNA from Exophiala bonariae, 2964 nucleotides. RefSeq lists its product as uncharacterized. Gene Ontology annotation, biological process: DNA-templated transcription. The coding region runs from base 1 to 2964 and encodes 987 amino acids. Gene Ontology annotation, molecular function: zinc ion binding; DNA binding. The transcript is spliced from 2 exons. NCBI's taxonomy places the organism in Eukaryota, Fungi, Ascomycota, Eurotiomycetes, Chaetothyriales, Herpotrichiellaceae. The record is from RefSeq and is a predicted model, not a curated record.
AUGAGAAAAGCCAUCAUACCACGGAAGAUCGGGGUCCCAUCCACCGGGUCACCCAUGGUACCUUCAGAGCAUGUCAUGGAUGUGCUUCAGCGAGAUCGAGAUGCUCUGGCGGUACUCCAUGCGGUCGAUGCAGCGUUCGAAACAGCUCUGAAUGAUGAACCUAUCAAAUAUGGAGGAGAGUCCCAGAAUCUACCUCUGACUGGUCAGUUCAGUCAACUGGUAUUCAGCAACUCUGGAAAUGGUGACUUCUUGUCCCAUGACAAGAAUGUCACUGCAACCACUUCAAUCGCCGGAUCAUCUCAUACUCAUGGUAAUGCUCAAUUCAGUAGCACGAGUCAGUAUGAGCAGACAGGCCCUUCGGUCGGAUAUUCCUCAAGUCAAGUAAUCGGGCUCAAUGUUCCUCCCGCGGGGGCCAACUUAAGUUCUUUGGACGCGGAUGGAAAUCACUUGAUGGGCCAUGGAGAUUUCCCUGGAUCGCAGACUUCGAAUCAGUAUCCCGGCGAUUUUUCAGAACAUGUUGCACAGUUUGAUUAUGGAUCCUUUGAUGAACCACUAAAUUGGAUACCACCAAGCAUCUAUCCAUCCCCAUAUGAUGCUGAACUUGAGCAAGACUUUUCAUUCAUUCUUCCCAGUCUAACUGAGGCUACUGACAUGGGGCAAGACUUUGCGAUGGCUCUACCUAUGGACGGAUCCUCUCAAUUCUAUCAACUUCCUCACAAUGCGUCACUCGAGUUAUCCCAUAAUCAUGACCUAGCUCCUCCGGCGCUCGGCCUGGAGCAGAGUCCAGCAUCGUCUACGAGUGAUGGUGCAUUGUUUAUGAACAAGUCCACAAACAGCGCCUCCAACCAUUCCGAUUCGAAGCGGAAGAGGCGCAAAUCUUCGUUUGUGCCAGACCUCUUCUCCAAACCCCGUGAAAGGCGGACGACUUAUGCGUUUCCUGGCGUGUCGGAGUACACAGUCACCACGUUCAAUUCAGCCACCCGCGAGUACUGCACACACGACGUGUACAAACUUCUGGAAGACUAUUUCCAAAUUCUAUGCCGACAGGAGACCCUCAUCAGAAACUCUUUCGAGACUUCGACGUUUCCAAGUCUUGCCAAUGUCAACAGUUGUGUUGCACUCUACUUUGAGCAUUUCCAUCACAAUUACCCCUUGGUUCACCAUUCGACAUUCGGGCCGCAAACAGAUUGGCUUCUGGUGCUUGCUGUAGCAGCAAUCGGGAGCAACUUUCUCAAAGUACAGCACACCGUAGAGAUCAGAGAUUCCUUCCAGGAAUUCUUGCGACGGGCAGUCUAUCAUUACGCCAACGGUUCGCUAGACAGCUCUCUGGAUGUUGCCUUCGCUCAAGCUCGAAUACUGAACCUCAUCAGUCUGACGCAGGCUGAUCGAGAACAACUCAGGGCCUUGGCGCCUCGGUACCAUGCAGAUCUUUCGCGCUGGUGUCUUGAGUCGGGGGUCUUGCAAAUAACGGAACCAUUUGAACUACUCAAUACCACUGAAGUUCGAAAUAACCAAACAACCCUCGCACGAUCAUGGGAUGCCUGGGUCAAGGUCGAGUCACUCCGUCGGAUUGGUUACAUGACGUGGAUGCUUGAUUGUUCACUUGGCUUCAUGGCCAAUGCGAGACCUUUAUGCAACAUGGACGACGCAAGAACGCCUCUACCUUGUUCCGAAAUGUUAUGGAACGCCUCUACCGCAGAUACCUGGUUUGAAGCGUUCCAAAAGGCCUCUCAGACACCGAGUCUCUGUGUGAGUGUGGAGACUCUGUACAGCAAGAAGAAAGUAGACCCUGCUUACAGUGAGCUUUCACAAGCCUUGUUGAUUCAUACCCUCUAUCAACGGACCUGGGAAGUCGGGACGCACAUCAAGCAGCCUCUAUCUGAAUGGGUACCCACAGGCAAAGCGAGAGGGUUCCUCAACACCCCUACGAAAGACAAUUUCUGGCUCCCCUUGUAUCCGUUAUAUGCGAACUGGAGAAACAGCGCUUGUGAUUGUCUUGAUGUCAUACAUUGGCAAGCUUCCAGUGCAGUCGCCAAGGCGUCCGGGAUUGAACAUGGAGUGAUACUUCAUCUCCACCUGGCACGGAUUGUGCUUCUCACUCCGUUUCAAGAGAUUCAAGAUCUACUGUUCUGCCUGAUUGGCAAAGUCGACAACUCUCCGAAAGCAUCCUUCUACGUCCACGAUGGUAGCUACCAGCCGCGCAACAGCACCAAGCUGCCUCAGAUCCGAAAGAUCAUAUGGCGAUGGUUGCGUGAAGAUCAGCACAAAGCACGGCUCGCCAUGGUCCACGCAGGCUCCGUGUUCUGGUACGUCCGGCGCUAUUCUUCAGCUAGUUUCUACGAGCCCAUUGCAGUAUACCUGGCCUCAUUGGUCCUCUGGACAUACGGAACAUAUCAGAGCGCCGCUCUGGAGCGCGAUGCGGCUAUGGCCUUGCAACGGCCAGAGGGGGGGCCUAGCGGCCCCGACGCCGAGGCAGUGGUACAACCCUCACGAAUGGAGAGGAAAGAGCAUCCCGUAAAAUUCAUGAGCAAAGCAGCCGCGAAUCUGGAGAACCCGCCUGCCCCAGCAGUCACCGACGACACGACGCCCUCAGACUCACACGGCGGCAGAGACAGUGUCAAGUCCCCAGUGGCCACAGACAAGGGCUCUGCUGCUCCCUCCCAACCACCCGCGCCACAGGCAAACGACUCCGACAGUGACGACGGCAACUUCUCGUCUUCCGACGAGCAACCCGAGUUCAUUCAUCUGGACCGGCCGUGCGACGAUGAGAUCGUGCAUCAUUACGUGCGAAAUGGACAUAACAUGUCCGGGCACAUGAGCAACGUUGGAGAUAUCUGCAAGGCGCCGCAAAAGGUGCUACUCGAGGGUGCCAAGUUGCUGAGGACGCGCCUGCCGUGUUGGGGUGUCAGUAGAGAGCAUCACGAUAUCUUGACGAAACUGGCUGAGUUGAGGAAAGCCGGCUGA